ACCUUAAGCCACUUCACCCUUAAACCACAGCUCCACACCACCUUGUCACCGGUGCUUUGGGGUUUAAGAGAAUAUAUAUACACAUCUGCUCAACCAGCACCAGAAAAAAAUAAAUUAAUAAAAAAUAAUAAUAAUAAUCAGGACAUUAGGAUUAAAAGUAAUAACAUGGGAAAGGAAAAUUUCUGCUUUUUGACCAUUUGGAUAACUUUGGGAAACAUCUUUGCAACUUUUUCUUCAGAGGCUGAACCUACCAACACAACUGUUUUCGCAAAUACCACAGUCACCUCAACUCCUCUGCCAACCACCACUGAAUGGCUGACAGACUUCUCUGACAUCGUGUCCAAGUUCUCCCUGCGCACCGCAGAGCUGCCAGAUGAUGACAUGUGCUACAUUGUGCCCGGCAGGCCCGAAACCAUCAAAGAGUGUGAAUUCAACAGAGAAACACAGACCUUCAUUGUGAUACACGGCUGGACGGUGACAGGAAUGUUUGAGAGCUGGGUGCCGAAGCUGGUGUCGGCUCUGUACGAGCGCGAGCCCACCGCCAACGUGAUCGUGGUGGACUGGUUGACCCGCGCCAACCAACACUACCCCACCUCGGCAGCCUACACCAAGCUCGUGGGCCGAGACGUGGCCAAGUUUGUCUCCUGGCUGCAGAAAGAGCUGCAGCUGCCCUGGGACAGGAUCCAUUUGCUGGGCUACAGUCUGGGGGCUCAUGUGGCUGGGAUUGCAGGAGACCUCACCGACCGAAAAAUCAGCAGGAUCACAGGUCUGGAUCCCGCUGGUCCCACCUUUGAGCACGCAGAUGAGCAGAGCACUCUGUCCCGAGGCGAUGCUCAGUUUGUGGACGUCCUGCACACAAACACCAGGGGCUCUCCGGACCGCAGCAUCGGCAUUCAAAGACCCGUGGGACACAUCGACAUCUACCCCAACGGAGGCACCUUCCAGCCUGGCUGCGACAUCCAGAACACCUUGAUGGGGAUUGCCUCAGCGGGAAUCAAGGGCCUCCAAAACAUGGACCAGCUCAUCAAAUGUUCCCACGAGCGCUCCAUCCACCUGUUCAUCGACUCCCUGCUCAACUACCAGCAGCAGAGCAUGGCCUACCGCUGCAACUCCAAAGACACCUUCAACAAGGGGAUGUGCCUCAGCUGCAGGAAGAACCGCUGCAACAAGCUCGGCUACAACAUCAACAAGGUCCGCACGGCCCGUAGCACCACGAUGUACCUCAAGACUCGUGAAAUGAUGCCCUACAAAGUUUUCCACUACCAAGUGAAGGCACACUUCUUCAGCAUGGACAAAAUGAGCUUCAGCGAGCAGCCGAUGAAGAUUUCACUGUAUGGAACCCAUGGAGAGAAGGAGGACAUUUCUUUUGUUCUACCGGCCCUGCAGGACAACACUACCUUUUCCUUCCUCAUCACCACUGACGUGGACAUCGGUGACCUGAUGAUCGUCAAGCUACGCUGGGAAAAAGACGCCAUCAUCAGCUGGUCCAACUGGUGGGGCAGCAACAAGUUUCACCUCCGUAAGCUGCGCAUCAAGUGCGGGGAGACGCAGUCCAAGGUGAUUUUUAACGCAAAGGACGGAGAGUUCGCCUUCCUUGUGCAGGGAGGAGAAGACGCAGUUUUUGUCAAGUCAAAAGAAGACAACCAGAGCCGCAAAGAGAGAAGGAUGCACAGGCGCAAAACACAGGGUAGCCUUUUCGAGCAGAACAACGCUUGAAGCAAACUUGAAGAUUUCCCAUCAUGCACAUCAUCCAUCUGCACCAGUGAUGGACGACACACAUAAACAUGGAAAAUACCAGGACACUUUGUAAAUGUUCCUUUCCUUUUUCUUCUUCUUUACCUCCCAGUGAAACCAACACGACCUCAUUCACAAUGAUAGAAACCAGCCGACUCAUGACUUCGCAUCUCUCUUUGCAAAUUCUGCUGACUACUGGUUGCUUCCUUAUGAUGUGCUCACAUUUUUACAAACAAAAAACAAAAUAAAUUUAUCUUAUUAGUGGCUUUUGCUGCUUUAUAAUCAUUGUUUAUGCUUGUUUAUCCUGUAUGUACUGUUUUUAUUUUGUUACACCCUUAAAAUGAUGUGUUUCCUGUGCCAAUGUGAACUUGAAUUAUUGGUAAAGUGUUAAUGAUUCAUAGUGAUAGGCAGAAUUAUAGCACAUCUUUGUGUUUGCUUCUGUUUUCCAAGCGUUUGUUUUUUUUUUCAAACCACUACGUUGCCAUCAAUCGACAAGGACCAAAGAAUCAUUUUCUAUCUAUUGAACAGAGAAUCACAGCGUUCUUUGUCCACACUGUCAUCCUUAUUUGUUCUUUUAAUAUGAGCUACAUGUUAACACCUUAUUCUCAUCGUUCAUUCUUUACUCAAGCCCAGUUUUGUGUCAUGGGUCACUUUAAAAUACUAUUUUGAUGUAAAGAUGUCGACUGCACUCUAAUUUGGAUUUGCAUUCUUUCAUUUUUUUUCUUAUUUUCACAAAAAUAUUUUCAGAUGCUUUAAAAAUCAUCCAGAAAUGUUACAGAAGAUUUGUCUCACUUGAAGAAGGUUAUGUCAGUAAUUAACCUUAGCCCACUAAAAGCCCUUAAAAACAGAAAUCUGUCAUGGACUGCCAUCAGUAAUGUUCACAAUACAUCUCAAGAAUACUUCGUACUGUAUUUAUUGAUUGUACAUUUAUACAUUUGUAUAUAAAGCUGUAAUAUAUGUUGGCAGGCUUC
Austrofundulus limnaeus is the source of this 2705-nucleotide messenger RNA. RefSeq names its product lipoprotein lipase a (gene lpla). The record is from RefSeq and is a predicted model, not a curated record. Gene Ontology annotation, molecular function: apolipoprotein binding; lipoprotein lipase activity. Gene Ontology annotation, biological process: very-low-density lipoprotein particle remodeling; lipid catabolic process. NCBI's taxonomy places the organism in Eukaryota, Metazoa, Chordata, Actinopteri, Cyprinodontiformes, Rivulidae.